Perognathus longimembris pacificus (Pacific pocket mouse) is the source of this 2260-nucleotide messenger RNA. It is a transcript of the gene Ptpn1, whose product is annotated as protein tyrosine phosphatase non-receptor type 1. Lineage: Eukaryota; Metazoa; Chordata; Mammalia; Rodentia; Heteromyidae. Gene Ontology annotation, molecular function: protein tyrosine phosphatase activity. The record is from RefSeq and is a predicted model, not a curated record. The transcript is spliced from 9 exons. Gene Ontology annotation, biological process: protein dephosphorylation. Bases 117 to 1418 code for a protein of 433 amino acids.
GCGGCGGCGGGAGUUGGGGCUGGCGGCGGGCCUCGGGGCUCCGGAGCGCGGCGCGGCCUAGGGCGGCCGGCAGUGCGCAGCGUCGAGGGGGAGGACGGCAGCCGUCCCGGUCCGCCAUGGAGAUGGAGAAGGAGUUCGAGCAGAUCGACAAGGCCGGGAGCUGGGCGGCCAUUUACCAGGACAUCCGUCAUGAAGCCAGUGACUUCCCAUGCAGAGUGGCAAAGCUUCCCAAGAACAAAAACCGGAACCGGUACCGGGACGUGAGCCCCUUUGACCACAGUCGGAUUAAGCUUCACCAGGAAGAUAACGACUACAUCAAUGCCAGCCUGAUCACCAUGGAGGAAGCCCAGCGGAGCUACAUUCUCACCCAGGGCCCUCUGCCGAACACGUGCGGGCACUUCUGGGAGAUGGUGUGGGAGCAGAGGAGCAGGGGCGUGGUCAUGCUGAACCGCGUGAUGGAGAAGGGCUCGCUGAAGUGUGCCCAGUACUGGCCGCAGAGGGAGGAAAAAGAGAUGAUCUUUGAUGACACCAAUUUGAAAUUGACGUUGAUCUCUGAGGACGUCAAGUCGUAUUACACAGUCCGCCAGUUAGAGUUGGAAAACCUGGCGACUCGAGAGACUCGAGAGAUCCUGCACUUCCACUACACCACGUGGCCUGACUUUGGAGUCCCCGAGUCGCCCGCCUCGUUCCUCAACUUCCUUUUCAAAGUCCGGGAGUCGGGGUCCCUGAGCCCCGAGCACGGCCCGGUGGUGGUGCACUGCAGCGCGGGCAUCGGCCGCUCGGGGACCUUCUGCCUGGCCGACACGUGCCUCCUGCUGAUGGACAAACGGAAGGAGCCGUCCUCCGUGGACAUCAAGCAGGUGCUGCUGGAGAUGCGGAAGUUCCGCAUGGGCCUCAUCCAGACGGCCGACCAGCUGCGCUUCUCCUACCUGGCCGUGAUCGAAGGCGCCAAGUUCAUCAUGGGCGACGCCUCCGUGCAGGAUCAGUGGAAGGAGCUCUCCCACGAGGACCUGGACCCCCCGCCCGAGCACGUGCCCCCGCCGCCCCGGCCCCCAAAACGCAUCCUGGAGCCCCACAAUGGGAAAUGCAAGGAGUUCUUUUCUACCCAGCAGUGGGUGAAGGGUGAGACAGAGGAGGAGCAGGACGGGCCCACCGAGGAAGAAGCCAGCGCCCUCCUCCACAGCCUGGACAGCGCGCAAGACACUGGAGCUCGGAAGCGGAUCGCCGGCGGAAGCGGGGGCCCCCGGGGCCCCCAGGCCGCCUCGCCCGCCCCGGCGGAGCCGUCCCCACCCCUCGAGGAGCGGGAGCCGCGGCCGGGCCGCACCCCGUCCCCCUGGAAGCCCUUCCUGGCCCACGUGUGCAUGGCCACCGUCCUCACGGCGGGCGCCUACCUGUGCUACCGGGCCUGCUUCCACUGACCGGGGCUGCGGGCCGCGCACCGGGCUCCGCGCGGCCCGGCCGGGGUUUGGCUCAGAAGCAGCAGAGCCCAGGCUGCAGAGGCCGCGCGCGGGAGGGCGACCCGAGAACUGAGCACCCCGCACGGGGUCGAGGAGCCCUGUGGUCCCCCGGAUAUCAGAGUCUAAUCUCAGGGCCUUAACCUAUUCAGGAGUAAGUAGAGAAAAUGCCAAAUACGUCUGUCUGUUUCUCCGUGUUUCUGUCUUACACACUUUUUCCCUUUUGUUUUAGUUUAUUUGUUUUUGGAAAAAAUGCAGAAUUACAACACAUUGUUGUUUUUAACCUUUAUAUAUGUAUGUAUGUAUGUAUGUAGCUAUGCAUACACACACAUAUAUGUAUAAACAGCUUUUUGUUAAUUUCUGAAGACUAGGCACUUAGAACUUUCUCGUAAGGGAGGUGGUGGAACCAGAUACGCGAUUGAUAUGUGGUUCCCUGGGGCAAGAACCCCGAACUUGAUGAAUGUGUGCUCCCUUGGAGAGGAGGGCGCCUGCUCGGAGGGUCCCCCCCCCCCCAGCAGGUGCACGUGACCGUGUUGAGCGGAGCCGCCAGGCCGGCCUGUGCGCUGCUGCCCCGCGUGCGCAUGCGCCCCUCCCUCCCGGCCCCUCCCCCAGCGCGGCAGUGAGGGGAGUCGGUGCUGGGGAGCGGGCGGCCUCGGACGGCUCCCCUCUGCGGGCGGGCGGCGGGCGCCCUGCUCUCCCGGAGGGGCCGGGUUUGAGGGGGGCGAAGCGCCUUGGGUCCGGAGGGUGGAGCCGCUCGGCUGGGGGCGCGCAGUGUGACCCCCCCACCUCAGUGCCCGCCGCCCCGC